Molecule: messenger RNA, 1998 nt
Organism: Cadophora gregata
Lineage: Eukaryota; Fungi; Ascomycota; Leotiomycetes; Helotiales; Ploettnerulaceae
Exons: 1
Coding region: 1-1998 (665 amino acids)
Source: RefSeq, a predicted model, not a curated record
AUGGUGGCGCACCACAACAACACUUCAACUCCAACAAGUCACUUGACAAUAUCUUCACAAGAAAAAAACACCCAAACAUUUCUGUUGCUCGUCAACAUGCCUUGGAAUAUUCUCAAGACUUUAAAAGACAAAAGCAACAUCCCCGCCAACCCCACACCCUCAAAGCCCACCUAUCAAUACGCCCCCCUCCCAACAACCACCCCCUCCAUCCGCCUCGCGCACAUCUCCCCAGGCCCCCCAUCCUCCCCCCUCUCCAUAACCCUCCACCCCGUUCCCCUCUUCACCACACCCCCAUCCCUCUACGAAGCCCUCUCCUACACCUGGGGUCCUCCAACCCCCAAAUCCCACAUCCAACUCCACGGCCUCACCCUCCCCGUAACACCCAGCCUCUCCCUCGCCCUCCACCGUCUGCGGCUCCCAGACCGCGAACGCAUAGUCUGGAUCGACGCACUAUGCAUCGAUCAAUCCUCUACCUUGGAGAAAACCUCCCAGGUCCGCAUGAUGCGCGAGAUAUAUGAGCGUGCAUCUCGGGUAGUUGUUUGGCUUGGGCCAGCUGACGGCACGAGUAAGACUUGCGUUGAGUUUCUCAGACGGGUAGCUCUGUUGAAUUUUCCGAGUCGACAGGCGGAAGAGAAUUGGUUGGUGGGGUUUAUGAAUGAGCCUUCUAAUGAUGCGGUAUGGAAAGCGCUGUUUGAUUUUACGCGGAGGGAGUAUUGGCGGCGGAUGUGGAUCGUGCAGGAGAUUGUGACGGCGAAGAAGCUGGUAGUGUACUGUGGUGCCGACGAGCUUGAGUGGGAGGAGGUUCUCAAAUUCAUGUUUCUCGUGUAUGAGAAUCCUGCUGCGUUAUCGAAACAUAGACGGCCGGAGAUGGUGACGAGGUUUAUGAAUGUUUGUGAUGGGUUGCUGCCAGCGAAUCUGAAUAAUAUGAAGAAUUCGGAGGGGAGACAUGGUAGUUUGUGGGCUAAUCUGAGUUUCUUUCGGUACUAUAAGUGUACGGAUGAGAGGGAUAAGGUGUUUUCUAUUCUGGGUAUCUCGGGGGUUGAAGGGGAGACGACGGAGAGUCUGUGUGCGAGGAUUGACUAUGAGAUGGACACGAAGCAAGUCUUCAUCGAAAGCGUGAAGUUGAGUGGGAAGUAUGCCAGUCAGGGAUACGGACCUCUGACGGUGAUAUGUUUGAGUACUCCAUGGGCAGGAAACCGAUCACUGCCAUCCUGGAUACCGGACUGGACUUAUUGGCCUGAUAUGAUGGCUCUACAAGGCAUACAUCACAGCCUUCGCCAAAGCAACAUCUUCGCCAGUGGUGCCUACGACAAGAGUAUGACAAUCCAAAUCGAGGGUGAUGUUCUCGUCGCCUCAGGAGUUCAAAUCGAUACUCUGGCUACAGUUGCAGAAACCGCCAUCGGUGCAGAUAUCGGGAAGGUUGAAACCUGGGAAUCAAUGGUUCCAGGUCGUCACCACACAUUUCUCAUCUUACACGCCUACGAAACAUAUUUCUCGUGGGCAAAGCUCGCUUUCGGUCCUCGACUGGAACGUAUUGGCGACGAAGAAUGGGUCGACGGGUUCUGGCGAACAUUGUGCUGCAAUCGUGCCUUGCAAAGUCCCCACCUACCUCAAUUCCGUGAACAGUGUCUUAAAUGGUUGCGGAGAGGAAAUACCAAGGCGAUUAUGCAACAUUGGGAAGAAGAUAUGCGUGCUGCGGGGCCGAAUGAGAAGGCAUGGGAGCAGAGUUUUCUGAGGCAUGCGAGAGGGAGGAAGUUUGGUGUUACGGAAUGCGGGAACUUUUCUUUAGUGAGUGGGAAUGCGAAAAAGGGAGAUCGAGUUUGUGUAUUAGUGGGAUGUGAUUUUCCAGUUGUAUUGAGAAGGAAUGGGGGUCGGAUUGCGGAUGAAGGAAAUGUGGUUCUGGUUGGUGAGGCAUAUGUUGAUGGAUACAUGGAGGGGAGAGCUAUGGAUGAGGUUGCUGAGGGUAGGCGUUUGCCGGAGGAAUUUAGGAUCCAUUGA